This is a messenger RNA of Staurois parvus, 298 nucleotides long. The record is from the annotation of a GenBank genome assembly. Lineage: Eukaryota; Metazoa; Chordata; Amphibia; Anura; Ranidae.
AUGCACUCUCCCAAGAAAAAAAGCCUCUCUAGCAAUACACACCAAACUGAGCAUGUGCAGAGUGACUCCACAGGAUAUGUCUUAUCAGGAGAUAAGAGGGGGACACUGGAAGAAGGGGAGGAUCAGAGAAGACAGGAUCAAAGAGUGUUUUUUACACAGUGCAGAGGAUUACCCCUUAGGCUCCACAGUGAGUAUAACAAGCAUGCCUUACUGCCAGGGGCGGACUGACAACUCAUGGGGCCCCGGGCAACAGGAAAUCACGGGGCCCAUGUGUCCUUGCCUAAACUCAAAAAAGCCU